Aphanomyces astaci is the source of this 1854-nucleotide messenger RNA. RefSeq lists its product as hypothetical. NCBI's taxonomy places the organism in Eukaryota, Oomycota, Saprolegniomycetes, Saprolegniales, Verrucalvaceae. Bases 43 to 1419 code for a protein of 458 amino acids. Gene Ontology annotation, molecular function: translation elongation factor activity; GTPase activity; GTP binding. The record is from RefSeq and is a predicted model, not a curated record. Gene Ontology annotation, biological process: translational elongation. The transcript is spliced from 11 exons.
CAUUGUUCCAGCAACGAAAACGCAGUGCCGAACCCACGAACGAUGCCAUCGACGCAGACAGCACCACCACCAACCACGACGUCUCUCCCAGCUGAAGUCGAGCAUGGCAACGUGGAGUAUAAGCUCCAGUUGCUCAACCCCACCGCAGUGCGCUUUCAACAUCUCGUGACCCAACUCAAUUGGCGGCUGAACGAAGGCCACGGGUAUGCGUUUUAUGAGCUGGGGGUGUCGGACGAUGGGUUGGUCAUUGGCAUGCCCCCAGAAGACUUGGAAACGAGCUUGAACACGUUGUUCCGCAUGUGUCAAGUGUUGUCGGCACAGAUGCACGUGCACACGCUACGGGAAGGCAUGCAGCACACGUACAAAGCUGCUCGUGUGGCCGUGAGUUGCAUCGCAGAAACCCACGCGAAGAAGCAAGUGCGAGUGUCGGUGAUCGGGGACGUUGACAGCGGCAAGUCGACGCUUAUCGGGGUGCUGACCCGCGGCUGCUUGGACGAUGGAAACGGGCUCGCUCGCAUGCAAGUGUUUCGGCACCUCCACGAAAUUGAAAACGGGCGGACGUCUAGCAUCAGCGAACAGAUCUUGGGGGUCACAAAAGAGGGCAAAAUCUGCAAAUUCAACACCCUCGAAUCGCGCAAUGCGUCCAGUAUCGACGCCCAAAGCACGAAGUUGAUCAUGUUUAGCGACUUGGCGGGGCACCAGCGCUACCUCAAGAUCACGGCGUCCGGACUGACUAGCCAGUUCCCAGACUACGCCAUGCUGGUCGUGGAUGCCACCGCGGGAGUGCAGAGCAUGACCCGGGAGCAUCUGCGCAUUGUGUUGGGCUUGGGGAUUGGAGUUUUUGUCGUUGUCACCAAGGUCGACGUGGCCGAAGCGCCCAGAAUAUCCCAGACCAUCGAUGAAAUCACAGCCCUGCUCUCGUUGCUCCACUCGACACCCCCCAGUGUAAUUGCCACUUCAGAUGACCUUGCUGCGUUUCAGUUGCUCCAACAUCCCACCAUGAUUCCCAUCUUUCAAGUGUCCAAUGUCACCGGUGCCAGCAUGACGUUGCUGCAGCAAUUUCUGGCAUCUGUCCAUCCCACCAGGGUACGAUUGUUAUAUUCGUUGUUGUGGUAUAAAUUCCAUUUGGUUUUUGUAUGGAUACGAUGUACAGGCAUGGACAUCGGUUCGGCACUGCAGCUCCGAAUUCCACAUCAACGGCCACUUUCAAUCGGACGAAGUGGGCACGAUCGUCACGGGGCUGGUGCAGCGGGGGACGGUGCACGUGGGCGAAUCGUUGUUGCUUGGUCCGACGAUCUCUGGGGCGUUCUACGGUGUGCAUGUAAAAAGCAUCCAAGUGCAGCGCACACCAGCCAAAUGUGUGUUUGCUGGCCAGACGGCCGCGCUUCUAGUCACGUCCCUGGACCACGCCGAUAUUGACAUGGCGUCGAUGCGGCGAGGCAUGAUGUUGGUGCACCCGAACCUUAGUCCGAUUGCCACGAAACAAUUUGACGCGCAAGUGCACCUGUUGAAUGCGUCGAUGCUGCUCAAGGACAACGUGCAGGGCGUGAUCCACGCAGGUCCGAUCCAGCAACUCGCCAAGGUGGUGGCCGUGCUCAAAAGCGACGACAACGGCCAAGUGCAGCUCCGGUUUGAGUUUGUCCAUUCGCCAGAGUACAUGCGCCCGGACUGGCCGCUCGUGUUUCGGGAAGCCAACACCCAUGCCGUGGGCAAGGUGCUGCAUGCCGUACACAAGCAAGGGACGGUGCCCCCCGACGUGGUUGUCGUCGCUGGGUUAGCAUAAACAAUCUACCUACGAUUCGUCCAUUUCUUCUUCAAUUCGUGGAAAUGUAUGUACGAGUCGAUGAUAUGGAA